ACAAAACCACGGUGGCUACGUAAAAUGACAAGACAUGCUUGACAUGUUUGACAUUGGGAUAAGUGCCCGAUCGGCUUUCGGUCGGCAAAGUAGUUGGCGGAAUAUUUAUAAGUGUAAUAUAUUCUUAAGUGAUAAAUUAUUUUAGACAUGGCAGAACCAAAAGCUGACAUUGCCCUCAUUGGAUUGGCUGUGAUGGGCCAGAAUCUCAUCCUCAACAUGGAUUCUAAAGGAUUUGUAGUAUGUGCAUUUAACAGAACAGUUGCCAAGGUGGAUCAAUUUCUUGCUAAUGAAGCAAAAGGAACAAAAAUUAUUGGAGCUAAAUCCUUAGAAGAUAUGGUUGCAAAACUUAAAAAGCCAAGAAAAGUUGUCAUUUUGGUAAAAGCUGGGGCAGCAGUGGAUGAAUUUGUUACAAAACUGGUUCCACUAUUGGAGAAAGGUGAUAUAAUAAUAGAUGGUGGUAACUCUCAAUACAUGGACACACAGCGCUGGUGCAAAGAACUGAAGCCAACUGGGAUCCACUAUGUGGGAAUGGGUGUGAGUGGGGGGGAGGAUGGCGCACGGUACGGCCCGUCGUUGAUGCCCGGUGGCCACCUGGCCGCCUGGCCCCACGUCAAACCAAUAUUCCAGGCUAUCUGCGCUAAGGCGAACAACGAGCCCUGCUGUGACUGGGUGGGCGAGGACGGCGCCGGCCAUUUCGUGAAGAUGGUGCACAACGGCAUCGAGUAUGGCGACAUGCAACUCAUCUGUGAAGCCUACCAUCUUAUGAAAGACGUUUUAGAUAUGGAUCAAGGUGAAAUGGCGCGUGUAUUUGAAGAAUGGAACAAAGGCGAAUUAGACUCGUUCCUUAUUGAAAUCACAAGAGAUAUUCUUAAUUUCAAGGAUACCGAUGGUAAAUACUUGCUGCCGAAGAUCCGCGACUGCGCGGGCCAGAAGGGCACGGGCAAGUGGACGGGCAUCAGCGCGCUCGAGUACGGCGUGCCGGUCACUCUCAUCGGCGAGGCCGUGUUCGCGCGCUGCUUGUCCGCGCUCAAAGAGGAGCGAGUGAAGGCGAGCGGCGUGCUGCCCGGCGCGUCGGGCACGUUUACGGGCGACAAGAAGGCGUUCCUGGAGCACCUGCGCAAAGCGCUGUACGCCAGCAAGAUCAUCUCGUACGCGCAAGGGUUCAUGCUGCUUCGUGAAACCGCCAAGGUGCAUCAAUGGAACCUGAACUAUGGUAGCAUCGCACUCAUGUGGCGCGGAGGCUGCAUCAUCAGGAGCGUGUUCCUCGGCAAUAUCAAGGACGCGUUCACGAAGAACCCUCAGCUGUCUAACCUGCUGCUGGACCCGUACUUCACGAAGCACAUCGGCGCGUCGCAGGAGUCGCUGCGGCAGGUAGUGGCGCAGAGCGCGCUGCUGGGCGUGCCCGCGCCGGCCUUCGGCGCCGCACUUGCCUUCUACGACGGCUACCGCGCCGGCGUCUUGCCCGCUAACCUGCUACAGGCCCAGAGAGACUAUUUUGGCGCGCACACCUAUGAACUGGCCACGAAGCCGGGCGAGUUCGUUCACACCAACUGGACCGGCCACGGCGGCAACGUGUCCGCGUCUACCUACAGCACGUAGACAUGCAUAGGGACUUCACACUAUGGUGGUAUUCAGAUGUACAGUAAAUAGAGAUUCAGCAUUUUGAGAAAUAUUUGUCUGAUUCAUAUAUUUUUAUACCUACUUAUAUGUAUAAAACUAAAAAAAAGUCAAAACUUAAUUUUGAAAAUGUUCGUAUAAAAGUAACUUUAACUUGUGAAAGGUAUUAAUUUAUAUCAUGAUAUUCAUAAUGUUGUAAUCUCGAUUAUUUAAUACACAAACACCUAAAUCCUCAGUUUCCUCUAAGUAUCAUAGAAUACCACUUUAAUUCAGCACACUCCAUUUCUAUUUGCUUUUAAAACUCUUAGGACAGCGGAAAUGUAUUUUUAAGUCAAGUGCAUUUAUUUGACGAUAGCAGAAAGUAUGUUGUACUAUAAAUAAAAAAACUAUCACUGUAUUUCCAUUGCCCCCAAAAAUUACAUUACAAUCUUAAACGAUUGCUUUGACUAAUCUUUUUUGAUAGUUUUUACUGCUUUUUUCCCUGGGGUGUGGCGAUAACAGCAAAGUUAUUAAUUUUGGAUACAUUCGAUUUUACAUAUUGAGAGUAAUCCGUGUUAGUGUUGCAUGUUGGCAUUGAAUGAAAACACAACAUAUGUUUUUAAGUUUAACACAUAUUUAUGUGUGAUUUUAAAUAUAUUUGAAACUUUAUUUAAUUUAUUUAUUACAAUCAUUCCUACUAAUAACAUUCCUCUAUCACUCAUAAACUGAAGACAACAUCACAUUUCUGUAAAUAUGGUGAAUGGUAAAUUAUGGGCCAAAACGUAAAAUGUUAUUGUGAAACUUACUGCGUCAUGAGACUCAUAAGUGAUAUAGUGCUUCCAAUAUAAUGUUUUUUUAAAUAAAUAUAUAUUAAAAA
This is a messenger RNA of Cydia pomonella (codling moth), 2473 nucleotides long. RefSeq names its product 6-phosphogluconate dehydrogenase, decarboxylating (gene Pgd). The coding region runs from base 148 to 1599 and encodes 483 amino acids. Gene Ontology annotation, molecular function: NADP binding; phosphogluconate dehydrogenase (decarboxylating) activity. Gene Ontology annotation, biological process: pentose-phosphate shunt; pentose-phosphate shunt, oxidative branch. Gene Ontology annotation, cellular component: cytosol. Lineage: Eukaryota; Metazoa; Arthropoda; Insecta; Lepidoptera; Tortricidae. The transcript is spliced from 12 exons. The record is from RefSeq and is a predicted model, not a curated record.